Pelagomonas calceolata is the source of this 1195-nucleotide messenger RNA. The record is from the annotation of a GenBank genome assembly. NCBI's taxonomy places the organism in Eukaryota, Pelagophyceae, Pelagomonadales, Pelagomonadaceae.
GCGUUUCAGUGCUUGCGGCGAGGCGUUCGAUCUGUGUGUAACGUGUGCACACAGCGCCGUUCGCGUUUGCGCAGCCGUGCGCGCUUGUGCGUGCUCCAGCUGGCCAAGAGCAAAGAGCAGUCCUCGCCUUUGCAGACGCCUCACGCGGCCGUUGGGACAGCACCGCUCGUCGUAGCCGUCGAAAACACGUCGCAGCAGUCACGUCGACGACGUAUCGAGCCGCGGUAUCGCGUGCAGUGCUCUCAGGCUCCGCAACAGCAUGGCAGCACAAGUAGAGGCCACGCCCAACGACGCCGCGGCCCUCGAGGCCUUUUUUGAGAAGGCAGGAGGUUGGCCGGCCGCACAACACAAGGUCGACGCGCUCGCCACGUUCGCGCAACAAGCAUUGGAAGCCAACGCGAAGGUCGCGCUCGUCACUUCCGGCGGAACCACAGCCCCUCUGGAAAGACGAACGGUGAGGUACGUGGACAACUUUAGUACGGGAAAUCGGGGCGCGGCGCUGGCCGAGCACCUCGCUUCCAAAGGGCAGACGCCAGCGUUUGACGCCACGGGCUACCGCGUCGUAUACCUCCACCGGUCGACGGCGGCGUUCCCCUUCACGCGGCACGUGCACGACGCGCUGCGCGCCGACCCGGCCGGGACGCUCCAGCGGCUGGCGGAGGGCCCGUAUUGUGCGAAAUCCUUCGCGGCGCUGCAGGAUUCCAAGCGGUUUCUGGCCGUACCCUUCGACACCAUCGGCGAGUAUUUGGGGCUCCUGCGGGCGUGCUGCACGGCGCUGGAGCCGCUCGGAGGGAAUGUGCUCGUCGUCCUGGCGGCGGCGGUGUCAGACUUCUACGUGCCUGACCUCUGCGAGCACAAGAUCCAGAGUCGUAGUGGUGGCGGUCUGUCGUUGGAGUUCGCGCCCGUGCCGAAAUGUUUAGGUUAUGUGAAGCGGUGGGGCUCGCCCCAGUUUUGUGUCUGUGGCUUCAAGCUCGAGACGGACGAACAGCUCUUGAAAAAGAAAGCUAUGGCGUCCCUCGCGAACUACGGCCUCGACUGCGUCGUGGCGAAUAUGUUGGCGACGUACCGGGAGCGCGCGACGGUCUACACCGCGAGUGAGGGCGUCGUCGUCGCGGGCGACGACGUCGACGCGCGGCUCGCCGAGGAGCUGAUGCGCGUGCACGCGGCGAGGGGCGUGUCGUAAGUUUUGACGACC